This is a messenger RNA of Linum trigynum, 1502 nucleotides long. The record is from the annotation of a GenBank genome assembly. Lineage: Eukaryota; Viridiplantae; Streptophyta; Magnoliopsida; Malpighiales; Linaceae.
CUCUAGAGACCCGUGGAUUCGAUAUUUAUCACUUGAGCCACUAUACUGCAGUCCCUUUCAUUGGUUACACUUGGCCAUUGUUAGGUGUUGUGUCGUAGCGAGUCAAGUUUUUGGCGCCGUUGCCGGGGACUUUCUAGAGUAUUAGGAAAGGCAGAAGUUUGUUACUUUAGCGUUUUUCGUUUCUUUUCUUUUCCACCCUUGCUUUUCACUUGGGUGUUUUUGUUUUUGUUGGUGCAGAUCUGAAUCAUGGAUCCUAAUGGCUUCUCCAAUCAUUGGGGGUAUCCACCGCCAUCUGGGUGGUAUUACCCCGAGACUCCGUGGAGCAAUCAAGGCGGAGAAGACUAUGGAUUCGGGUUCCAGUACCAACCCCCUUACUACGGAGAACAACCGGACCCCUGGGCAUAUCAAGAACAACCUCAUUAUCAAGAAGAAUUUCUCCCACAACCGGAAGGGCCAUCGGCGCUGGAGUUACUCAUGGAGCAGUAUGCUCGAGACUGUGAGAGAACAUGCUCCAGGAUGGAUCAGUGUGUCCAUGCCUAUCGUGAAACAGAUGAGAUCCUCCUGAGCCUUAAGAAGAGCGUCGAUGAUCUUGAGCGAUCUUGGGCGCAACCUGCUCCAGAUCACCCUUCUGCUACCAUACAAGAAGAGGAGGAGGAAGAAGAAGGCUACAAGGGCAUUGUGGAACACACUGAAGUUGUCACGGAGAGCUCCCGUGAUGAUCAUGAUCAGGCCUGUCAUGUCGUAGCCGACCACACCUUCCCACACCCCAACCAGAGCUUUGAAGAGGCGGGCAUGAGUGAGGAGAUGCAAGAAGAUCUCAUGAAAGAAAUUGCUUGGCAACUUGCUCUCCAAUCCGUGCUAGAAGAAGAAGAGAAAGAAAGGGUGCAGAAAGAAGUUGUGGAGGAUGAAGAAAGUGAAGCAGGAGGAGUUCUUGAUCAUUUCCCAGGGGUGAUACCACACGAACAAGUAAGGGAGGUUGAAGAAGCAAUUGGCGUCCAGGCUGAGGACGGAGUUCAGGUGGAAGAGGCCUGCACCGGCCAUGAGUUACAUGUGAUAUCUCCACCAAACUUUGAGGAACUGCUUAGCAAGGACCCAUUUGCAGUGUCUCUUUGCCAGACCAAGGCCACCUCGACAUCGGUCCCUCUUGGUGGACGUGAUGGUGGCCAAUCGAUGCUGUCAUAUCUGGUUUGGGGCAAUGAGACGAGAGAAGAGAAGAAGAGGUCUCGAGGGUGGAGACUUCAUCUGCAUCAAGUGCACGAGCCUUCAUCACCUGCCACACCACAUGCUCGUGACUUGAGACUCCACCUCAUCGACGAGAACCUCAACUUCAAGGAGGUUCUAGCAUGGACCGAAACUUAGGAGCCAUCGUCCGGCUCACGACGUGAAAGAAGCGCUUGUUGGGAGGCAACCCAACCAGUCGGUUUGCAUUUCUUUCUCUAUUUCUCCUCGGUUGAGUCAGUUUUGUUAUUUGAUUUUAGAGUCAAUAACUCAACCUUUGUGAG